Molecule: messenger RNA, 3331 nt
Organism: Mangifera indica (mango)
Lineage: Eukaryota; Viridiplantae; Streptophyta; Magnoliopsida; Sapindales; Anacardiaceae
Product: kinesin-like protein KIN-14T
Exons: 11
Coding region: 1-2877 (958 amino acids)
Biological process (GO): microtubule-based movement
Molecular function (GO): ATP binding; microtubule motor activity; microtubule binding
Source: RefSeq, a predicted model, not a curated record
AUGGACUCAAGGCAACCUGUUCAGAACCUGGCUGAAACGAUUCAUUCUCUGCUAGGACUAAAGGCUCAUUUGACAUCUAAUUGGGUUAAAUCUGUUCGAGACAUAAUAAAAAACCUACCACCUGAAAAAUCAUCUGCUGAUACAAAAGCAAAAACCUUGGAGACAGGGGAUGCUUUGGAUAAGGAAGAUGUGGGAGGAAAUGCCAUUUCAAAACUAACAGGUCAACUUGCUGCUUUAACUGCAAAGAUAAACCAAUUAAACAUUCAGAGAAGGCAAGUCUUAAAUGAGUUUCUGGACUUGAAAGGGAAUAUCCGUGUAUUUUGUCGUGUGAGGCCGAUCACAGUGGGUGAGAAUUUCAGAUGCUUAAGACCUGUUGUAGCUUUAGAUUCUAACCAUGUUCUCCUGAGGCUUCAGGAUAAUAAGAGUAAAAGUUACAGCUUUGACAAAGUGUUCCAUCCUGAUUCAUCACAAGAUCAAGUAUUUUCAGAAAUUGAGCCAGUAGUUAAGUCUGUCCUAGAUGGCUACAAUGCAUGCAUUUUUGCAUAUGGGCAGACAGGAACAGGAAAAACUUUCACAAUGGAAGGUAAUCCAGAUUACCCUGGCAUAGUGCCCCGCACAAUUGAAGCACUGUUUAAGCUAGUAGUAGAGACCAAUCAUUCAUUUCUCAUCAGUUUUAGUAUGCUUGAAAUUUACUUGGGAAAUCUCAAAGACUUGCUCACUGCUCAACCAACAAAAGCAACAGAUCCUAUGCCACCACGCCUUUCAAUUAAAACGGAUUCACAGACUGGGAUUGAAAUAAACAACCUAGUUGCCAUCCAAGUGAAUGACUUCAACCAAGCUUUGAGACUGUACAAAUUAGGGUGCCGGUUCAGAACAACUGCAUCUACAAAUUCAAACACAAUUUCUAGCAGAUCCCACUGCAUGACCCGCAUAUCGAUAACUUGCUUUGAUGCUCCUGAGAGGCAACGGGAAACAAGCAAAAUUUGGUUAGUUGACCUUGGGGGAAGUGAGCGUGUGCUGAAGACAAAGGCAUGGGGGAGAAGACUUGAUGAAGGAAAAGCCAUUAAUUUGUCGCUUUCUGCUCUUGGAGAUGUAAUUAAUGCACUUCAAAGGAAAAAGCGCCAUGUACCUUACAGGAAUAGCAAGUUGACGCGAGUUCUUAAAGAUUCACUUGGUGCGGAUUCAAAGACACUGAUGCUCGUCCAUGUCAGCCCUAAAGAAGAAGAUUUGUGUGAGACAAUUUGUUCUCUAAAUUUUGCAUCAAGGGCCAAAUGCAUUCACCUAGGGCACGAGGACUCUAUUGAUAUAAGAGACCAAAAAGAAGCUUCAAUGAAGAAUUUGCAGAAGAAGAUGGAAUGGAUUGAAGAAGAGCGCCUAAAAGUUAGAGGAGAAUAUGAUAAAUUAAGUGAGGAAUUAGAAAAUCUUACAAGGCCAGCCUCCACUUUCCAAGUGAAACCACAAGUUCCCCAUUUAUCUUCUGAGGAGCCACUGUGUAACCUCAAAGUCAAGAAGGGACGACUUGGAGAUGUCACAGCUCCCUUGUCACAAUUACCAGGAUUUAUGAGAUCAACUUUUUGCAGCAGAAGGAAAUCUGGAAGAGAUCUUUAUACUGUAGAAGGAAGCAGUCAAGUCCUUGGGAGAAGGAGAAGACAAUCAUCUCAUCGGGCUGAGUCUGUAACUUUCCCUGUAAAAAAUAAUUCGGACUACAACUCAGAGCAUAGCAUUUCCAAAUCAAGCUGUUUGGCAGGUUUGAACAUAAAAAGUAGUGCAGAUUAUGAAACAGAUUACAGCCAAGAAACAUUGGAAGGUAACAUUAACAUGGUCACUUUUGGUACACAAGAAAUAUCACAGAGGACUUCAAUUCAUCAAAGGGUUCCCCUCAGUUACCCAGAGAAAUAUGGAAGUCAAAGGAAAGAAAAAAUUAACUACACAAAUUUUUUGACAGUUGAUGAUUGGCUUUUACAUAAAAGUGAACCCUUAACUAGUGCUUGUACUGAAACAAAUAAACCAGUUGGAGCUGUUCCAAUCACAGAGGAGAAAUUUGAUGGGCAAGUUCCCAACAGAAAUAAGAUACCAUAUGAUGGUAAGGCGCCUAGAUGUGAGCUUAUGUUGGAAACUUUUGUCAGCCAUAACAAAACAAAGAAACAAGGUGACAUUGAGAGAGUUGAAAUACCUGUAGCAGAAUUGAUAACUGAAAAACCACCAACAAUGUUGAAGGACUUAUUUGAUGAGGAGUCAAGAUCAAGUUCGCCUUCUGCAUCUCAGACUACACAGACAACCAAACUAACACAAGAUUUUGUAGAUGGCCUAUUGCUAGAGGAUAGUGCAUCUGGCACUCAUUCUUCACCUGAUAUGUGCUGUGAUAGACUUGAUCAACAUGAAGACAAUUAUAUAACUUGCCUAACUCCAAUAAUGCAGGCAGUGAAAUUUGAUAUGCAAUGUCUGGAUAGCAUACAAAACAAUAAAGGGUGCCCAUUUACUCCAAGUAGCAAAGAUGAUCACAUCUUUGAUUCAAAAAGUGAUACUGGUAUUUCCAUAUCAAUAUCAGAACUGGGAUUAAAUUGCCAAGAAGUGUCUACUGAAAUAGGCAUCAAAGAUAAAGAAAUUGGAGACUUUGAUGACUCCUCUCAACCCUCACCAAUAGGGACAACGCCUAAUGCUUUCAAGUGGACAUCUAAAAGAGCUUUAUUUAUGGACAAAGGACAUCAGAGGCGUAAAAACGUGUCAGAUGCUACAUUACAAGGAAGUCCACAGAACAAUGGAACAUUUCAUGUCCUCAAACAGAGAACUCAGAUGGUACUUGCCAGUGCUCUUUUAGGAUUUGGAUUCCAUGAUCUAGGACUUGACCAUGACUUCUUUUAUGGUUUAACGCUUUAAAGCAGCUCUAGUGGAAAGUAGAAUGAAGUUUAAGAAUUUUGACUUGGUGUUAUGUGGUGGCUGAGGUUGGCUUUAUGAUGAAAUUGAAUGCUUACAUAGUCUUGGUUCUCGACCUUUACCUCCACUAUGUUACAGAGUAGGUUCAACACAAUAAAGCUGUUCCAUAAAUAUGAACAUUCGUGUAAUGAUUUCCUUGCUUUGUAUAAAGACCUAAUGAAGCUCCGUGACAAUCUAUAAGAUAGACCUCUCAAUGUCAAAAGAGAAGAAACAUUUGAGUAUGAUGAGGUUCUUGAGGUGUAUCAAGCAGAAAGAAUGAUUAGUUUCUCUAUGCGUAUAAUACAGAUGUAUAUAAUUGUAUAUAUUUGCUACUGAUGUAUAUGCGUAUUAUCCUCUUGUAAUUAUCAUUCCUCUAAUAUAGGAAUGCAUAAUCAUUAAACAUAUUAUUUCAAUUAAA